Molecule: messenger RNA, 4106 nt
Organism: Pungitius pungitius (ninespine stickleback)
Lineage: Eukaryota; Metazoa; Chordata; Actinopteri; Perciformes; Gasterosteidae
Gene: iqce
Product: IQ motif containing E
Exons: 21
Coding region: 1211-3337 (708 amino acids)
Molecular function (GO): protein binding
Source: RefSeq, a predicted model, not a curated record
GGGCUCCGGGGGUCCACCACCUGCAUCAACAGAGACCACGAGAAUGCGACGCAAUCGCAGAGAGAGCGCGAAGAACAAUGCAGAGGGAGAAAAUGGGAGUGUACGUUCCCAAAUGCAUCCAGCGACGUGGACUUAAAACUCACUUCCUGUUUCCACGUUAAAAGGGAGGUCGCCGGGCCUGGGUUGGUCUCCUGUAUAGGUGGAGAGAGGGCAGCGUCCAUGUUAACGCGCUUCUUUUUCUUUAUUAGUUGUGUUAUGGGUCUGUCUGCGUGUGAUCUGGUCAUUUAUUCACAACUAAAUAAAAACGACGUGUCUUUUUUGUACAUGGUUUUAAUAUGCAGUAAUUUUGUGCAUUGGUCAAAUGGUAUGAACUGUUCAUGCUUGUUGUUUUCAGGAUCUUCUGACAAGCUGGGAAAGGAACAACGGUCUCAAAAGUCUCAUUUUACCUCCCCUCCUCCUUCCUAGCGUCCUUCUCUCCUGCUGCUGGAGGAUAUCCCACCUUUACGAACCAAUGGGCCACGUGAGGAAAGGAGUCAGAAGCAGCGAGGGAAGGGAACACGAUUGACCGUUGGCAUUGGUUUAACUUAUUAGCGCUGUAAAGCUAAACAAAGCUUAACAUUUACAACUGGUUUCAAAUUUCAAAAUAAGCAUCUUAUUGAAAAAUAACCUGUUCCCCUUUUCUGAAAUAUUUUACAAUCACGUGCCCUGUACAAAUACGAGUGGAAUCCAAAACAUAUGGAUUAUUAAAAAUAUAUUGUAAUAAACUUAUUUUUUUUCCGUUUGCCAUUUAUUCAUCCUUUUUUUAUAGCUUUACUGUGAAGGCACGCUGGCGUCGUUUCCGGUUUGUCUCUGACUUCUUCUAGCUAGUUUGACGCAGUUCGUAACCAGCCGCCCGGUUGCUAGACGACUCAAUCCGCAACACCGACGUGGGAGACGGACCGCUGCAGCGGAGGAAAGCAACAUUUUAACGGAUUUCGGGGACGAUACGAUCCACGGUGUCCACCGACGGCUCGUGACGCCUUAACGGGGACGAACGCCCGCGUCUAGCUAACGUCUCUUUUGUUGAGCAACCGAUUAGUCCUGAAGUGGGGCUUUUUGUUUAAUUUCUUUUUUGUUUUUUUACUUAGAAAAAAAAAAUGAGAGGAUUCACGUACACGCGGAGAAAGUCAAGUUGUCCCGACUCGACGUAACGUUAACGCUUUUCCCAGCUAUGUUGAAUGCAGACGCUAAGAUGUCUCUGGAGACCAACGACGUUCUGACGGAUGAAGACUGCGAGGAGCUGGGAGAGGAUUGCUUUUCUUUCUCUGCUGAUGUGUUGGAGAAGAUGAAAAGAACCAAGAGAUCCUCAGGCAAGCCUCCUCCGUCUCCAAGGUCCCCGUACCUCUCCAGUAUGAACAUGAACCCCAGGAGGGCAGCGGUGGCGGCCUGGAGACUGCCCCGGGCCUCGCUCGGGGACACCAGAGGUGACCCUCUUGGGGGGAGCGGCCCAGCCCGCAUCACGUCCCUCAGCAACGGACAUGAUGUGUCCCAGACGAUGCGGUCGGAGUUCGAUGUCACCCCGGAGCUUCUCAAACAGACCCUGAGAACGAGGAAGCACAAGCUUCUCCUCUCUGGAUCUAACGGCUUCACCGGCAGCACGGGGGACUACAGAGAGAAGGAGAGCAUGUACGACGAGAUCAUUCGACUCAAGAAGAGUCUCCAGGAGCAGAAGUCCGACAGACAGCAGAUGAAAGCCAAGCUACGCCGCCUGGAGGAGGACAACGCCAAGAGGGAGAAACAGAUCGAAGAGCUGUUGGAUCCCACCAAAGGAUCUGAAUACACUCGUAGUUUGGUGGAUAAGAAAAAAGAAGGCAGUGUGGUCCUCAACGGCCUGAAACAGAGAGUCCUGAAGCUGGAGCAGCAGUGUAGAGAGAAGGAAAAAGCCCUGAGUAAACUACAAAGCGAGCUGAGGACCACCAACCUGGAGGAGCUGAAGAUCACAGUGGAAACCUACUUUGAAGAGAUCCAGAGGCUGAGGAUGCUCCUCGACGCUGCGGAGAAAAGCAGUCGAGCGGAGAGCAAAUGCUCCCAGCGGCAGCAGAAAGCUCUGAGCUCCACGGUGCAUCGUCUCUCCGGCGGCCUGAAGCAGCUGCAGCAGGAGAACGCCGCGCUCCGAGAGGAGCUGGACACCGAGGGCCCCGCGGGGGGCAUCAAAGGUUACAGAGAGUGGAGCAAACAGAGACUGUUGAGGAGGCUGCUGGAGGUGGAGAAGAGGCUGGAGGACAGCAGAGGACCCGCCCCCGCGGCACAGCGCAGCGGGCGAUUGGACCGGGGGGUCCAGGCCACCCGCGCCGAGGCUCCCGGGUUUGCCAUGGCAACAGAGGCAACGGUCUCCGCGGGAACCGCCACAGAGGGAGGGGGGGAGGUUCCCGCGCUGAGAGAACGCCUGGACCAAUUGGAGAAGGAGAAAGUGGAGCUUCAACAGAGGCUGUCAAGCAAAGAGGAGGAACUGAGACAGUCGAGGACAGAAAGAGAAGAGUCGGAGACGGAGGCCGAGCGGUGGAAAGCCGAGCAGACAAAUGAACGGGGCCGAGAGAGGCAGCGCCACACACAGGAGUUGGAACAGCUGCUGGCGAGGAUCCAAACCCUGGAAGAGAAAAGUCAAGCUGCACACGCGGAGCUCCCACCUGCCGCGGCGCCCGAGGACCACGGGGACAGUGGUGCCGGAGUCCGCCCGGAGGAGGGAGGCAGGAGGGACGCUACAGGUGGAAAGGAGGAGGAAGAGGAGGAGGAGGAGGAGGAGGAGUUGGGUGCAGAGGAGAAAGAAAGAGAGAAGUCAGCGUUGGUUAUCCAGAGACACUGGAGGCAGCACAGCAACAGGGACAUCGUGAUGCUGCAGUCAGCGAUGAGAGCCCAUCUCCUCAGAGACUCCCGGCUAAAAGAAACGCACAACAAGGCCGUAGAGGCAACAAUCCGCAGUGAGGCUGCAUCCUCCGCGGAAGGAGGGAUUGACGUGGUUGCCCUGACGACGAUACAGUCCUCCUUCAGGGGACACCUGGCUCGCUGUAUCCACGCAACCGAGAGCUCGGGGUUCUCUCUUCCUUCUCCGUUGGGAAACGACGUGCCGACGCCGGUGAAACGGAGAGCGCGCUCAACACACCCUCAGAGCACAACCGAUGGCGGACGGCAGGCAGAGGAGGAAGACCCCGGGCUCGUAUCUAGCACGCGGCCCUCCAGGACGACGCCACCAACAGUUGGCGAAGCACACUCGACAGAGAGGGUCGACUCCGACGACUCCGAUGACAUCAUCGUAUCGCCGUCGCGUGCUCGGAGAGGCAGAGAAGUCUUCAUCUUAUAGAACCUGUGGGUUGUGGUGCUUUGUGUGGCUGUGCGUGUGUGUGUGUUCUGCUCAGAGCCCGUGUGUCCGAUACCAGAUUUUUUUUUUUUACACUGAACCUGAAAACAAUAUCUGGGAUAUUCCGAUAUUAGUCAGAAUAACGUUUCACAUGCUCAUCAUUUACUUUUUAUAGUAAGUUGCCGGUUCACAACAUGACGUUAGGAGGCACAUAAACACCUGCUCAAGGUCUUAUUCGGGACACUGUCCAUAAACAGUACUCUGAUGCAUCCCAGUGUUGGAGAAAGAACUACAUUAAACAUAAAGUUCCCCUUUGAUCUUAACCUCUUGUGCUUUAUUAUUUGUGCCAAAGUGCCUACUGCAUGGUCAUUACAAUAAAAGUUAUGGUAAUAAAUGCGUUUGUUUCUCUUAGCCAGAGCCGACACGCCGCUUUCAGUUCACAGGCUUUAAAUGAACAAAUCCCAUUUUGCUCUGCCUUGUAACACGCAGACGGCUGAUUGUGGCGUGUGAGGUAGGAUCGAGGGAUAUUUCUCUGAACUGAUGCACUAUUGAGUCUUAACUGUGAAUAAAUUAUAGAUCCGUCUGCUGCAAUACUGAACACACGGUCAGGACAGUGGGCGAUACACCUGGAGAUACAAUAAUGUGUGUGCUCUAUGAAAGACAAAGGAUCGACGUGGAUGGGUGCAGUUUCUCCCCCAGGAUGUGUGUAACUUAACUUCUGAGACUUUCAAUAAAUAUGCUGUUUUCAUAAUGAAACCUUGUGUGUUUUUAA